Podospora pseudocomata is the source of this 473-nucleotide messenger RNA. RefSeq lists its product as uncharacterized. The transcript has 4 exons. The record is from RefSeq and is a predicted model, not a curated record. NCBI's taxonomy places the organism in Eukaryota, Fungi, Ascomycota, Sordariomycetes, Sordariales, Podosporaceae. The coding region runs from base 1 to 228 and encodes 75 amino acids.
AUGGCCGGCCUCCAGCAUCACAAGGUCGCCAUGGACCCGGCGUUUGUCCGGUUGAACAACAUGCAAAUCAAUCGCUACAAGUACUUCCGCUGGACCCCCCGAACCGGCUUCCUCACCACCCUCUACGUCUUUGUCAUCCCCGGAAUCGUGGGUUACAUCGGCUGGAAGUGGGAUGGCGCCUGGGACCUCCGAGCAAAGCGCAGGGGAGAUCUCCUCGCCGAGCGCUAAACGUGGGAGGCCAGCGGAGGGGAAGUGUACAUAUCUUGAUGAGAAGGGGGCGUCAAAGACAGACACAAAGCAAGCUGUCAGGGGGGGUUACACAACAGAACCAUUUCUAGGGUGCAAGAUCAGAAUGAUGUGCUUUGCUUUGGUGACUGUGGAUAUGUUAUCAUUGCCUGAGGCAGACAAAUCCCGUAUAUAUAAAAGUUUACCACUUCCACAGUGAAGCGUGUCUCUCGCUGCAUCACAGACCC